CCGCGCCCGCUUCCGGUAGCAGUCACGUCACAGGCAGCCGUCAGUCCGCAACCUCCCAUCCUGGAUCAGCUUCUUGUUGGAUGGCCCGUUGAUGUCAGUCACACUUGCCAUGGAUGUCACUUACUUGCUACUGCUUAGCAGUCUCGGCCUUGCCGUUAAUACUCAAGCUCAAGACUGCCCUGUACCAGUAGGAGGAAACAACAUGGGAUUUAAGGACAUUCUUCCAGCAAUAUUCCCAAAUGGGACCAAAGUUUCCUUUGAAUGUAAUGUUGGCUACCAGUCUGCAGGAGGGUCUUCUAGCAUUACUUGUACUAAUGGUAUAUGGAGUCCUGUGAAGCUGAAAUGCGAAAAGAAGAGCUGUGGCAAUGCUGGAGAAGUGCCAAAUGGAGAUAUUGAUUAUCAUGGGAUAUCUUUUGGAGAUAAACUAGUAGUUACCUGCAAUCCUGGUUAUCACAUAGUUGGCAAAGGAGAGAUCUAUUGCGGAGACAAAGGGUGGCUGGGGAGGUUGCCUACAUGUGAAGCGGUGGCUUGUAGUACACCAGAAUCGCUGACGAAUGGCCGCUUUAGUCCAGUCAAAGAAUCUUACAUCUUCCCAGAAGUUGUACAGUACGAAUGUCAAAAAGAUUUCACAAUGUCUGGAUCCAGAUUAUCGUCAUGUUCAGCAGAUGGAACAUUUAAGCCUGCUCCUCCAACAUGUAUCAUGGUUAAAUGCGAAGAGUUCAAUCUGCCAAAUAGUGAAGUGUUGGGGGGUUCUCGGCCCCCUUACAAACACCAGUCUACAGUGAUUCUCGGGUGCCACUUUGGAUAUAAUCUGGAAGGAAAUCCGACCCAAACAUGUGAACUAAACAGCCAGUGGGCACCUGGACUUCCAACAUGUAAACCGGUGCAAUGCGAUGACCCCGAUAUAAAACAUGCUACCAUGGAGGGGGGUUCCAUGCCCCCUUACACAUUCAAGUCUACGGUGACUUUUUCUUGCACAUCUGGAUAUAAUAUGAAAGGAGUUGGCACCCAAACAUGUGGUCCAAAUGGUCAGUGGACACCUGGACUCCCAACAUGUGAACCGGUGCAAUGCGAUGACCCCAUUAUAAAACAUGCUACCAUGGAGGGGGGUUCCAUGCCCCCUUACACAUUCAAGUCUACGGUGACUUUUAGUUGCACAUCUGGAUAUAAUAUGAAUGGAGUUGGCACCCAAACAUGUGGUCCAAAUGGUCAGUGGACACCUGGACUCCCAACAUGUGAACUAAUGCCAACCACCAAACCUCCUUCUACCACCAAGAAAACCAUAGAUGAUCCUGAAUUGGUUGAUCCUCCUGGCAACAAUGGAAAAGGGAUGGCUGUAGGGUUGGGUCUCGGUUUGACUGCCCUUACUGUUAUUGUCCUCACUGCCUUGGGAUUCUAUUUCUUUGGAGUUCCGGCAUUCAUCAAAGACAAAAAACGCUCUCGGAGAGGCGUUCCUGAAAAUGUCGCUUCGAAAGCGGAUGAGGAGGUACCACUCUCGGUGAGAUGUGCCGCCCGGCACACUUAAGACUCGUUCCUGCCAAAGGACCAGAUUUGAUGAGUAGUUUGUUUUUCAAGCUUUAUGUCCAUAAUAAAUGACUAAUCUUUUUUUCCUUCCUGGGCUGCUAACCAACCUGCUGACCGUCCUUUCUCUACCCUUCAUAGGAAAUUUGUCUCCUUCGCAGGGCUGAGUGGAUUUUUACAAUUUGUCUGAAAAUGUUUUUUCUAAAUAAUUUAGAUGACUUGUCUGUGCUUCUUCUGUUUCCCUGUAGUAAGCGCCCUGUUGGUCCAGCAUUACUGGCUGUAAAAAUGGCCAGCUGAGGAGAAGACGCCACUAGUCCAGUUGUUGAAUGGACUUUGCACUUCAGCCAUGUUUGGGGAUCCCUUCCCUGUUUCUUUACACCACAUCCACAUCUGUUUCAAAUCAGUCAUGGUGGAAUGGUGUUUGCUAGAGAGGCUUGAGCUGUUGAUUUUUAGAAUGUUUGCACUGCUGAGAGCUCAGCGCAGCCUGGUAAAUUUAGCUUAUGACCUUAAACAAGCGUGAUCACUGAAGAAUGUUUCAAUGCUUGACCUUUUUCCCCCAAAUACAGCUGUAAUGAUUAAAAUGAUUUGGGUUAAUCUUUGGAAACAUACAAAAUAGGGAAUGUGUGUUUAAUUAGAACGCACUAGGAAUUUAUUUGAUCAAAUUCUCAUUUGUGUAACGUAAAUUGACAUAAAGCGUUUGAUUAAGGCCUCCUGUCACGUAGAUUAAACAUCUACUUCUGUGAGAUAUUCUACAAAUCAGUCAAACCGAGCAUUGCUUAAAAACAUUCCAAAUGCCUUAAUGAACAAGUGUUUUAGCUUGUCAGUUGUAUUUUGUCAAUUAAGACUUAAUUGUGCAGUUUAGCAUGUUAAUAAUAAACUUUUUGUUUAAUGUCAUAUUUUGCAUUGUUUUGUGUGUAGCACAACUAAUGUAUAAUUUGUAUUUCUACCCCCCCCCCCCCCCC
Molecule: messenger RNA, 2483 nt
Organism: Pungitius pungitius (ninespine stickleback)
Lineage: Eukaryota; Metazoa; Chordata; Actinopteri; Perciformes; Gasterosteidae
Product: membrane cofactor protein-like
Exons: 14
Coding region: 92-1525 (477 amino acids)
Biological process (GO): negative regulation of complement activation, classical pathway
Source: RefSeq, a predicted model, not a curated record